AUGGCUGAGAAGAGAAAAACCACCAGAAAGAAGAAGGACCCAGACGCACCCAAGAGGUCGUUGUCUGCCUACAUGUUCUUUGCCAACGAGAACAGAGACAUUAUUAGAGCCGAAAACCCUGGUAUUGCCUUUGGCCAAGUUGGUAAAUUAUUAGGAGAGAAGUGGAAGGCAAUGAAUGCCGACGAAAAGGUUCCUUACGAGACUAAGGCCGAGGCUGACAAGAAGAGAUACGAGAAGGAAAAGGCAGAGUACGCUAAGAGAAACAGUGCCUAG
Meyerozyma guilliermondii ATCC 6260 is the source of this 273-nucleotide messenger RNA. RefSeq names its product high-mobility group nucleosome-binding protein (gene NHP6A). The transcript has a single exon. NCBI's taxonomy places the organism in Eukaryota, Fungi, Ascomycota, Pichiomycetes, Serinales, Debaryomycetaceae. Bases 1 to 273 code for a protein of 90 amino acids. The record is from RefSeq and is a predicted model, not a curated record.